AUGAAAGGCUGCCUGGGCCUCACCUCCGGCCUCGAGCGCAGCCCAGGCUGCCAGUGUAAGCCGGCGCCGCGGCUGCCUUCCCCCAGCGGCGGGGAGGGCAGUGGGGUGCAGGAGCCGGAGCUGGGCUGGGAGCCCGGAUUCCUGCCAGGGCCCGCGCCUCCCCCAGGAGAAGCAGGCGGUGCUGAGCGCCCUGGCGCACACGGCACAGCUGGCCCACGAGAUCCUCAACCGGGCGCCUGGCCUCUGCUGCCACCCCACCCAGGGCGCCGCGGCUGCCUUCCCCCAGCUCCGCACCCCCCCGGUGAGACAGGGGCGCCAGGGGUGGUGGGUCCAGCCCAGCCCGAGCCGGACCCCCUGACUCCCCUCAGGCACGAAGCCUGGAGCCUGACGCCGCCUUCUGCCGGGAGCUGCUGGAGGCGAUGGGGAUCGUGCUGGCGCCGGGCAGCGUGUUUGGGCAGUGCCCGGGCACCACGUCAUGGCUGUCCCUGCUGCCCCCGGCCGAGACGCCGCGGACGGUGCUGGAGACCAUGGAGGACUUGCACGGCGCCUUCCUGCAGGCCUACGCCUGACAGGGCCGGGGGGGAGGCCGUGUGUCCGGCUGAGUGCCCCCCCUCCACCCGACACGCUGAUGAAGAGAAUCGUGGCACGAAGGCUUCAGCCCUUUGCGACGUGGCACAAGGGUCCGGGGCUGCCAAGACUUGGCCCAGGGCAGCAGGGGGUGGAGGCUGCGGGUCGGGAGUGAGGGGCAUUGGCAGGGCUGGGGGGGCAGGGGGCUGCAGGGUGGGAGCGAGGGGCACUGGCAGGGCAGACCCGGGCGGCGUGCGAGCAGGUGUCUGGGUGCGAAGGGAAGCUGGAUGGGACCUUGGCCCUGGGUGGGUUAAUAGGGAACUUGGGGGGGGCGGGGGGACAGGCGGUGCCUGGGCCCUGACCCUGAAAGGGACUUGCCCCCUGUUGGGGGGGCGUGCAGAUUCGCUCCUGGCCUUAACCCUUCCCUGCCUGCAGCUGCACCUGGGAGGGUGCUGGGCUCCUCCACAGCAGCUGGGUGCGGCCCUGCGCCCCUUCCCACCUGUGAGCACGACCAGGGUCCCCUGGCAGGGGGCAGGGGCGGCCCCGGCGGGAGGGGGAGCUGCAGCCAGCGCCCCUGGGAAAACAGCACAGUCCUGCCCAAGCCAUGCCCGUGGGGCUCGCAUCCGGCUGCAGCCCUGCCAGCCUCCGCGGCAGGCAGAGCAUCGAGCCUGGGGCCAGGAUAAGAGCCUCUGGCCGGCCCCGUGGAGGGGUGCAGGGCACCGGGAGCAAGGGCUGAAGAACAGGCCGUUUAAUGUCCGAGCUGGAGCAUGAGGGGUCACGGAGCUGUGCAGGGCACCCGAGG
Messenger RNA from Alligator sinensis (Chinese alligator), 1369 nucleotides. RefSeq names its product translation initiation factor IF-2-like. The coding region runs from base 1 to 1338 and encodes 445 amino acids. The record is from RefSeq and is a predicted model, not a curated record. The transcript has 3 exons. NCBI's taxonomy places the organism in Eukaryota, Metazoa, Chordata, Crocodylia, Alligatoridae.